Messenger RNA from Pteropus alecto (black flying fox), 3361 nucleotides. RefSeq names its product ATP binding cassette subfamily B member 7 (gene ABCB7). The record is from RefSeq and is a predicted model, not a curated record. The transcript is spliced from 19 exons. NCBI's taxonomy places the organism in Eukaryota, Metazoa, Chordata, Mammalia, Chiroptera, Pteropodidae. Gene Ontology annotation, biological process: intracellular iron ion homeostasis; transmembrane transport. Gene Ontology annotation, molecular function: ABC-type transporter activity; ATP hydrolysis activity; ATP binding. The coding region runs from base 1 to 2361 and encodes 786 amino acids. Gene Ontology annotation, cellular component: mitochondrial inner membrane.
AUGACGAUAUUGCGUUUUCAUCGAGGCCAGACCCUCCACCAGCAAAGAGAUUAUGACUCGCCGAAGGCUCAGAUGAUGGCCUUGCUGCUGGUGUCAUGCCCCCAGAGACGGGGAAACGAGCAGCUGGAAGGAACCCUGGUCGAGGAAGAGGGGGAUUCUGUGGAUAUUUUUUUUCGUGAAAUAGACGUGACUUUCCAGUGUUAUUUGCCUCUUCAAAUGGACCGGCGGACAGAUUGUCAUUUUCAGUGUACUGCAUUUAUUUGGCGUGAGAUCCCAGAGUCCUUGAGACAUAGCGCAUGGCAGAGACUGGAAAAAGGCAAUUCAAGACAGGUAUUAGAUGCUUCAAGGGCUCAGCAGACAUGGCCGCUGAUAGAAAAGAGGACGUGCUGGCAUGGCCAUGCAGGAGGGGGACUCCACACAGACCCGAAGGAAGGGUUAAAAGAUGUCGAUACUCAGAAAAUCAUAAAAGCAAUGCUCGCUUACGUGUGGCCCAGAGACAGGCCAGAUCUGCGAGCGAGGGUUGCCGUUUCCCUCGGAUUUCUGGGUGGUGCGAAGGCCAUGAAUAUUGUGGUUCCCUUCAUGUUUAAAUAUGCUGUAGACAGCCUCAACCAGAUGUCGGGAAACAUGCUGAACCUGAGUGAUGCACCAAAUACAGUUGCAACCAUGGCAACGGCAGUUCUGAUUGGCUAUGGUGUAUCAAGAGCCGGAGCUGCCUUCUUUAAUGAAGUUCGAAAUGCAGUAUUUGGCAAGGUAGCCCAAAAUUCAAUUAGAAGGAUAGCCAAAAAUGUGUUUCUCCAUCUUCACAACCUGGAUCUGGCUUUCCACCUGAGCAGACAGACAGGAGCUCUGUCAAAGGCCAUUGACAGAGGGACGAGGGGUAUCAGUUUUGUCCUGAGUGCUUUAGUGUUUAACCUUCUUCCCAUUAUGUUUGAGGUGGCUCUUGUCAGCGGCGUUUUGUAUUACAGAUGUGGUGCCCAGUUUGCUCUGGUGACUCUUGGGACACUUGGAGCAUACACAGCAUUCACGGUUGCCGUCACACGGUGGAGAACUAGGUUUAGAAUAGAAAUGAACAAGGCGGAUAACGAUGCAGGUAACGCUGCCAUCGACUCGCUGCUGAAUUAUGAAACCGUGAAGUAUUUUAAUAAUGAAAACUAUGAAGCACAGAGAUACGACGGAUUUCUGCAGACGUACGAGAGUGCGUCGCUGAAAAGCACCUCCACCCUGGCGAUGCUGAACUUCGGUCAGAGUGCCAUUUUCAGCGUGGGUUUAACGGCUAUCAUGGUGCUCGCCAGCCAGGGAAUCGUGGCCGGAACCCUCACUGUCGGAGACCUAGUCAUGGUGAAUGGACUGCUUUUUCAGCUUUCAUUACCCCUGAACUUCCUGGGAACUGUAUAUAGAGAAACUAGACAAGCACUCAUAGAUAUGAACACCUUGUUUACCCUACUCAAGGUAGACAGCCGAAUAAAAGACAAAGCGAUGGCACUUCCCCUUCAGAUCACACCACAGACGGCUACGGUGGCCUUUGAUAAUGUAUAUUUUGAGUACAUCGAGGGGCAGAAAGUUCUCAGCGGAGUAUCUUUCGAAGUCCCUGCAGGAAAGAAAGUGGCCAUUGUAGGAGGUAGUGGGUCAGGGAAAAGCACGAUCGUGAGGCUGUUGUUUCGCUUCUAUGAGCCUCAGAAGGGCGACAUUUACCUUGCUGGACAAAAUAUCCGAGACGUGAGUCUUGAGAGCCUUCGGAAGGCAGUGGGAGUAGUGCCUCAGGAUGCCGUCCUGUUCCAUAACACCAUCUACUACAACCUCCUGUAUGGAAACAUCAGCGCCUCUCCUGAGCAGGUGUACGCCGUGGCGAAGUUGGCUGGGCUGCACGACGCGAUUCUGCGAAUGCCGCGUGGAUACGACACCCAAGUCGGGGAGAGAGGGCUCAAGCUCUCAGGAGGAGAAAAGCAAAGAGUAGCGAUUGCAAGAGCCAUUUUGAAGGACCCCCCAGUCAUUCUGUAUGAUGAAGCCACUUCGUCGUUAGACUCAAUUACCGAAGAGACUAUUCUUGGCUCCAUGAGGGACGCGGUCAAACACAGAACUUCGAUUUUCAUUGCACACAGAUUGUCAACAGUGGUCGAUGCAGAUGAAAUCAUCGUCUUGGACCAGGGCAAGGUGGCCGAACGUGGCACCCACCAUGGUUUGCUCGCGCGGCCCGGCAGUAUCUAUUCGGAAAUGUGGCACACGCAGAGCACCCACGUGCAGGGCCUUCGUAACUCCAAGUGGCAGGCAGAGAAGGAAAGCUCGUCCAAGGAGCAGGAGAGGAAGAAACUGCAGGAGGAAAUCAUCAGCAGUGUGAAAGGCUGUGGAAACUGUUCCUGCUAAGUCGCGUGAAACCUUUUCUUUUCUUUUCUUUUUUGACUACGUGUUUGCACUGAAGCAGAAUUGUUUUAUCAAAAAAAUCAUACAUUCCCAUUAUCUAUACUCCUCCUUUUAUAAAAUGUAUUCGAAGGGGGUUUCAGCUUUACAUCUUUCACGAUCGAUUUAAUGUGGCAUCUGUAUUUUUCCCCAAAUUAUUUUCUUGGUACUGAAAUGAGUUAUGCUCAAAUCACAAUUUUUGUUACUAUUUGACUGUACCCGUUUCCAGUUUUUGAGGGCCGAUAGCCAUUCUAUAUCCAUAACCAGAUGAAUCAGAUUGGUUUCCAAAUUUUUGCAGUUUUUCAAACCUCCUUUAUGCUGAUAAUUUAGGUGAAAACUGUUUCUUUAAAUUAAAAAGAAGACAACGAGAGAUACCUAUACUCACAUUCGACAAAGUAUUUGUCACUAUAUACCUUUUUUGAGAAAAAACCUUAACUCUCAUGUUAGUUAUAUAGAUUGUUCUUCAUCAUUAGCCAGCAUUAUAACUGUCAUCUAGUGGUGGGAAUUUUAUUUUUAUACCAAAUGAGGUAUUGCUUUUGUUUGGGGCAAAAAUUUAUAGAUUUCUCUUUAAAGACUUCCAAACAUGAUGUCAUUUGAGAGUUGCUGUGCUGGCAGUGAUCUGGAAAGGUUGAGAAGUCCGUUGCAUUUUCUGUUUCCAUCUUAAAUGCAGAGAAAGAACUAAAUGAGAUAGUGCGUGCACACGUGUGCGUGCACGUGCUCACAUGUGUACAAAGCAACAUCAACUUAAAAUUUAUUAAUGACCUUUCAGUAAAUAGGAGAGGGUUAGAUGAUGAGGACUCUAAUCUGUGUGGGCAUUUCAGAAUUACUUCAUUGCAAGGUCCUCUUUUCCUUUUUCAGUAAUUACAUGAGUUUCUUUAAGCUCGCUGUGACAAGGAGGAGCCCGGACGAAAUAACCAAGUUUUACCUGCUAGAAGUAAUUAAUAAAAUGUUGAUAUAUGUUCACUUA